Messenger RNA from Paraglomus occultum, 966 nucleotides. The record is from the annotation of a GenBank genome assembly. NCBI's taxonomy places the organism in Eukaryota, Fungi, Glomeromycota, Glomeromycetes, Paraglomerales, Paraglomeraceae.
AUGGAAGUACCUGACAUUGAAAUAUGUUCGGACAACACUGAGGUUAUUAUAACGCAAUGCAUGUUUCACACGAAUGAAUUUCAAAAUAACGAACAUUACGACAACUGCACAACUCCGGAAGGAAUAAAUUAUAUCAGACCAAUAGACUCGGGUACUACUGGCACAUUUUGUAAACUGUUCACCACAAAUAAAACUAAAUAUUUUACGCAGUCUUCCGAAGAUGGAUUAUUUGCGAUCGAGUUUCUGUUUAAAAUCAUGAACCUCACGGCUACUGCAGAGAAUCAUCCGACAAUCCCUACAAUUCACAUCCAGACGUAUCAUCCAGACUAUAGUUUACAAUGGAAACCGCCACCUGAUGCUCCCAAAGCAUUAUUAUUCGAAAAUGAUCUGCGAAAAGAAACAAGUGCAUUUAUAGGAUUACAGAAUUAUUUUACAAAGGUUAUUUUACGCCAGUCAAAAACUCGUACGAUUAACCAUAAAACCUUCCGAUCGGUGCUCGGUCUAGAGCCUCAAUAUUUCGAUUACUUUGCUUUUGACGUUGACGCAAAAUAUUUGCUCGUUCAGCCUAGUCCUACGUUCUCACCAGCAAACAACACGGGCAUAUUUUCCAUAGAGCAUCCUAAAGAUUUUUCUACACAGGAGGUCAAAGAACAACAGAGAACCAAAACUUUGUUGUCUUCCUUGGGUCUCGCUGGUGGUGCUUUUGGCGUAUCACUUAGUCUUUACAAAGUUCUUUUUGGGGAAUCUCGAUUGAAACCUUGUCCUGUCCAACCGCCGACUUUGAUGUUGUCUUCAUCAGAACGGGUUGUGCGUCUGGAAAAUCGUGUACAAGAACUUGAGGAGCUGUUGCAAGAAUGUUUCUUUGACACAUCAUACUUGAAACAAAUUGGUUCAAGUUCCUUUGCAUACAAGGAAGACGAAAAAGCUGUAAUAAUUGACGGUGUGCAGAACCCAUUCGAGGGGUAG